This is a messenger RNA of Medicago truncatula (barrel medic), 3692 nucleotides long. Its product is annotated as lethal(2) giant larvae protein homolog SRO77. The record is from RefSeq and is a predicted model, not a curated record. Gene Ontology annotation, cellular component: cytoplasm; plasma membrane. Gene Ontology annotation, biological process: exocytosis; Golgi to plasma membrane transport. The coding region runs from base 117 to 3437 and encodes 1106 amino acids. NCBI's taxonomy places the organism in Eukaryota, Viridiplantae, Streptophyta, Magnoliopsida, Fabales, Fabaceae. The transcript has 24 exons. Gene Ontology annotation, molecular function: GTPase activator activity; myosin II binding; syntaxin binding.
AGUUCAACGAAACAGAAAAUCAAAAUCCGAAUAUAAAUACAAAUUUCUCCAACAGAAGAAGCAAACUUCAAAAAAGCUAAAAGCUCUCACAAAUUCGAUCAUCUUCAUCUUCAACAAUGUUUUCUAGAUUCUUCCAGAAAUCAUCACCGCAACAAUCUUCAACGCAACAGAAUGUGGUGGAAAGUAGUGUUUCUUCGGUGAAAUUCGAUCCGCGAGUUGUUCUUCACUAUGGAGUUCCAUCGACUGCGUCUAUUCUUGCGUUUGAUUGCGUUCAACGGUUAAUAGCAGUGGGAACACUUGAUGGUAGGAUAAAAGUAUUUGGUGGAGACAAUAUUGAAGGGAUUAUGAUUUCUCCUAAGCAAACAUCCUUCAAGCAUUUAGAGUUCUUGGAAAAUCAAGGUUUUCUUGCUAGCGUUUCAAGUAAUAAUGAAAUACAGGUUUGGGAUUUGAGAAACAGGCAAAUUGCUUCUGCUUUGCAGUGGGAAUCCAUCAUAACUUCUUUCUCUGUUAUAUACGGCACCAGUUACAUGUUAGUUGGAACUGAGCAUGGGUUGGUGUAUGUGUUGAAGUUUGAAUCAGAAGACAGAAAAGUUAAUAUAUUACCUUAUUAUGUUCCAACAAAUGUUAUAUCGGAAGCAGUUGGAAUGUCACUUGAUAAUGUUUCAGUUGCCAGAGUUCUUCAUCAACCUUGUUCUAAUGGAAAGAGACUGUUGGUCGCAUAUGAGAAUGGUGUGAUGUUACUCUGGGAUGCUUCAGAAGAUCGAAUAGUUCUCAUCAGAGACCACAAGGACAUCGAAUUGAAGAGAAAGAUAGUGGCUAGUUAUUCAGAUGAUCCUAAGGAUGAACAUUCUGAUGAUAAAUUAAAACAUGAAGAAGAAGAUAAGGAAAUAAGCUCUGUAUCUUGGGCAUCUAAUGACGGAUCAGUUGUCGUCGUUGGAUAUGUAGAUGGUGAUAUAAUGUUUUGGGAUUUGCCUACUGCUGACUCUCCAAUAGAUCAAGAUAAAAAAAUGUCAAAUAAUGUUGUCAAGCUUCAGUUAUCAUCAGCAGAUAGAAGGCUCCCUAUUAUUCUCCUACACUGGCAUGCCAAUAAAACAUUGAAUAGAAGUGGGGGUGAACUUUUUGUCUAUGGUGGCAAUGAAAUUGGGUCUGAAGAAGUUCUGACAGUUUUGAGCAUUGACCGGUCUUGUGGGAUAGAAAGUCUCAAGUGCACUGGCCGUAUUGAUGUUGCACUUCGUGGUUCUUUUGCUGAUAUGGUUUUGUUGCCUAGUGAUUGCCAUGCAGAGGGAGAUUGUGAUAUGCUAUUUGUAUUGACGAAUCCUGGACAACUGCAUCUUUACGACAAGAAUUAUUUAUCUUCUUUGAUGUCUGAGAAACAAAGGAAGACUUCUUCCCCCACAAUGCAAUAUGCCAUCGUCAUUCCCACUCUUGAACCACAGAUGACAACAGCAAGGCUUGACGUUGUAUGCCAAGAUGUGAAGUCAUUUACAGCCCUGUCUGAGAUUCUUGUAGCUGCAAAGCAGCAUUCAGUACAAAAUCAGAGAAGUGCCGAGAUAAAAUGGCCUUUGGUUGGUGGUGUUCCAGGUCAAAUUUUAAAAGAAGACCAUCUUUUCGUUCAAAUAUACAUAGCAGGUUACCAAGAUGGAUCUGCUCGGAUAUGGGAUGCUUCAUGUCCUGCUUUGUCACUUGUUUACAACAUAAAACCCGAGGUAAAUGAUGUUAAAAUGGGCAGUGCAAGUUUUGCAGUGUCAGCAUUGGAUUUUUGCCCGAAUAGUCUACAUCUGGCUGUUGGUGAUGAAAGUGGUGUUGUUCGUCUCUAUGGGCUAAGAAGGAGCUCAGAUGACAUAAAUUUGCAUUUCGUGACAGAAAAUGGAACCGAAGUUCAUAAUGUGAAUCAAGGGGAUGGACCUCAUUGCAAAGCAGUGUUUUCCCUUCAAAAUUCUGCUGUAUGUGGGCUACAGUUUGCAAAUCUUGGAGGGAAGCUUGUAGUUGGAUAUGAACAUGGGCAGGUGGCCAUGCUUGAUACCAUUACAUCAUCAAUUCUGUUUCUUACAAGUGCUGAAUCUCCCACGUCUGCAGUAGUUUCUAUGAAUGCAAAAUUUUUAGACACGUCUAGCUUAAACAUUCCACAGGAAUCUGUAUCUGAUAUUUCUGACAACUCUGCAAAGGGGCUAGUGUUCAUUAUGACAAGGGAUGCACACUUGGUUGCGAUAGAUACUGAAACAGGGAAUAUGGUUUGUAAUAGGACAAUGAGCCCAAGAGUAAACUCGAAUGCAAUUUCAAUGCACAUUAUAGAUGGUACUUCUGAAAUAUCUGCUGAAAAACUGCAAUCCCACUCUCCUCAGCAGAAUGAUUCUGGAACACAAGCUAACAUUCAAUCUGAAAAUACACAAGACAUAGUUGAGACUAUUACUACCAUUGAAAAUUCAUACUUUGAGCAGAUAGUAUUGAACUCGCUCGUUUUACUUUGCUACGAGAGUGAAUUGAGCUUACACUCUUUGAAUAUUGUGAUUGAGGGUAGCAAUAAGUACAUAAGGAAGGUAACCCUUGUAAAAGAAUGCUGCUGGACUACUACCUUCCGAAAAGAUGACAAAGAAUGUGUUCUGGUUGUUCUGUACCAAACUGGAGACAUUGAGUUAAGGUCCUUACCUAGUCUGGACGUGUUGGGAGAAAUCUCUUUAAUGUCAAUCCUAAGAUGGAACUUGAAGACUGACAUGGAGAAGACAAUAUGUUCUUCAUCAAUUGGACAAAUAGUUCUGGUCAAUGAAAAUGAAGCUGCUUUCUUGUCCCUGUUGUCCUGUGAAAAUGAGCUCUGGAUUCCAGAGUCUUUUCCUUGUCUUCAUGAUGAAGUUCUUGCAGCUGCAGUAGAUGUUACAGUGAGCCUAUCUCCAAACCAAAAUCAAAAACAGGAAGCACCUUCUAUCUUCCUUAAUAUAGCUAAGAACUUCAAAUCGAGGAAAGCCGAUCACGAUACAAAUCAAGCAGAUCAUAAUAAUUAUUUGGAAAAUUUAGAAAAAUGUUUCUCCAGUCCUCCAUUCUUAAAGCCUUCUUCAGGGACCGAAGAUACGCAGGAUGGUUUUGAACUUGACAUAGAUGAAAUUCAAAUUGAUGAGCCUAUGGCUUUUUUAUCGUCUCAGAAAAUCAAGAUUGACAAGAAAGAAAAAGCAGAAGAAACAGACAGACAGAAGUUACUUGAGGAGUCCUCCACUGACGCAAAACCAAGAGCUAGAACAACUGAAGAAAUUAAGGCUAAAUAUAGAAAGACUGGGGAUGCCGCAGCGGCAGCUGCACUUGCAAGGGAUAAGCUUGUAGAGCGGCAAGAAAAACUCCAGAUGCUCAACGAUCAUACUGAAGAGUUGCAGAAUGGGGCACAAGAUUUUGCUUCCAUGGCAACUGAACUUGCUAGAAGAAUGGAAAAUCGUAAAUGGUGGCAGCUAUAAAGUUGCAUGAUUUCUUGUAUUCAUCGACUUGUUCUGCCGCAAUCCCUUAGAAGUUGAAAUUCUGUCUACACUUUGGCCUCACUUGUUUUGGAUGGUAGCUCUGAUUCAUUUGCUUCUUUAGGCUUGUUAGUGUAAUAUUUAUCUUGUUUAAGUGUAGUUUUAUUAUUACUGUCAUACUUUGUAUAGCACAUUAUUUUGUAUAUAUAUAUAUAUCAGCCUCAAUAAGUUGAGCAUGUAAAGGUAAUUUUUUUUAAA